Molecule: messenger RNA, 816 nt
Organism: Drosophila simulans
Lineage: Eukaryota; Metazoa; Arthropoda; Insecta; Diptera; Drosophilidae
Exons: 3
Coding region: 89-679 (196 amino acids)
Source: RefSeq, a predicted model, not a curated record
GUAUAACAUUAGCAGCGGCAGGAUACACAACUAGGGGUUUUCCUCAACAACAAGUUUAAAUUCGUUAGUCAACCAAAAUCGUUUAACAAUGCGUGCUUGCCGCCCUAGAAAAAGUUCUAUCAUUAACCAAAUUAUGUCAAUUCGUCGGCGUAGAGCUCUAGUUAACAUGCAAUUUUUGCGCCGUCAUUUGAUUGGACAGGCACUUGGAAUUAUGAAUCGGGAUAUUCAACGUCUUAGGAUAAAUUCGCGGCGUCGUAAUCGUAGAAGGAGAGCGCAAUUUAGAGUCCGUACACAAAGUGAUAUUACAAUGCGCUCAGUGAGGCAUCACGGUCGGAACCCAUUUCGCCAAGGACCACGGCUACAGCGAAAUAAUUCACUGUGGGGACAAGCGGACAUUAUAACCACACAGGGAGCGUUGGAAGCUUUGAAUCGACUGGCUGCAGGGAACAGCGAACCAAAUUCAUUGUUAGUAAUGGUGCAAUAUACCAAUGGGCGGUAUAAUUUAAGCUUAAGUGGAAAUCCGCAAAAUGUGAGCUAUAUCGUUCAAAAUCCCAUUGGGAAUGGUCAGAACCAACAGGUCCAAGAUGGCAAUGAUCCGGCAGCUCAGGCUGCUGAGGAUAAUAAUCCGGAGGUUCCAGAUGCCAAAAGCAAAUCAGGAGGAUCAAGUGAAAGCUUAUGAUCAGAAUCGAGAUAAUAACGAAGAAUAGGAUACUUACUCACAUAGUAUCAAGUAAUGUAUAGUUUGGAUAUUUUUCAUCCUACACAUAUAUACAAUAUUUUCAUUACCAAAAGAGGUAAAUAAAAUUGUAAAUUCCA